Molecule: messenger RNA, 4444 nt
Organism: Gadus morhua (Atlantic cod)
Lineage: Eukaryota; Metazoa; Chordata; Actinopteri; Gadiformes; Gadidae
Product: polycystic kidney disease protein 1-like 2
Exons: 25
Coding region: 1-4071 (1356 amino acids)
Biological process (GO): detection of mechanical stimulus
Cellular component (GO): membrane
Molecular function (GO): protein binding; calcium ion binding; calcium channel activity
Source: RefSeq, a predicted model, not a curated record
AUGGUCUCCGCCAUGUCCUUAAGCGAGCCCGACGGCUCCGCCCUACUGCUGGGCGACAUGCCAGACUACCUGGAGAUUGUCAUGCCAAGACCGGUCGGGCCGCAGCAGGAAAGCUCGUUCGUUUUGGACCUGGCUAAUCAGAGCACUGUAGUCCUUUCCGUCCCCGCAACUGAGGAAACACUGCUGAUCAAGAUUUUACCCUCGGUGGAUCCGCUGCCGGUCAAUGUAUACCUGGGCCACGGUGUCUUCCCCACCACAUCAAACUACUCUCUCAUGACCAAGAUGCCCCACGAGGGAACCACACAAGAGGAGCUGGGGGGGAACGAUGGCGAGUACUUCCUGGUCCUGAGGCCUGUCGUCGGCCCAGGGAUCAAGUCCAUCGACGCCACCGUAGACAUAUCUGUCUUCACCAGCAGCUGCAAGUUCUGGAACAAGACAAAGUUGGAAUGGAGUACCCGCGGUUGCCGGCUUGGAGCCGGCUCCACGUUCUCGCAGACGCAAUGUUUCUGCAACCACACGACGGACUUCGCCAGCUCGUUCUUCGUCAUGCCCAACACCAUCGACAUGUCGCGUGUGGCUGAGCUCUUCAGCUCCUUCGCCCAGAACCCCGUGGUGGUCUGCUUCGUGGGGUCUCUGUUCCUGGGCUACCUGCUGGUGGUCACCUGGGCACGCCGGAAGGACCUCCAGGAUACGAUGAAGCUGAAGGUGACGGUUCUCGAGGACAACGACCCCCUGGAGGACUACCGCUACCUCCUGAGCGUCAGCACGGGACACCGGCGAGGCGCCUCUACCUCCUCUCAGGUGACCAUAACUAUGGAGGGCUCGGACGGAGACAGCGAGCCCCACCACCUUAGCGCCAGAGGGAAGCCGGUGUUUGAACGCGGUGGGGUGGAUCUGUUCUUGCUGACCACACCCUUCUCCCUGGGCCACCUGCAGAGUAUCAGGCUGUGGCACGACAACUCUGGCUCGGACCCGGGCUGGUACGUGAACAAGGCGGUGGUGAAGGACCUGCAGACAGAACGGAAGUGGUAUUUCCUUUGUAACUGCUGGCUCGCUGAAGAUGUGGGAGAUUGCAUCCUAGAUAUGGCGUUCCCUGUUGCCACGGAGAUGGACUUAAAGGGAUUCAGUAAUCUGUUCUACAGCAAGACGUUCUCAGGCUUCAGCGACGGCCACCUCUGGUUCUCGGUGUUGAGCCGGCCCGCCAGCAGCCCGUUCACCCGCGUGCAGAGGGUCUCCUGCUGCUUCUCCCUGCUGAUGUGCACCAUGCUCACCAGCAUCUUGUUCUACGGGGUACCCCAGGACCCCUCGGAGCAGGUCAUGGAUAUAGGUACCAUUGAGUUCACCUGGCAGCAGUUCAUGAUUGGGAUGCAGAGUUCCCUCAUGGUGUUUCCUGUCAACAUUGUCAUCGUCAGCAUCUUCCGCUACACUCGCCCCAGGGAGAGAAAGAUGAGCCUCAAACAGCCUAAGGCCAAACCCGACGCCCGGGGCCCCAAGUCAACGCUGACACAGGACCACUACACCUCACGGCCUCAACCGGCUGAAGCCUGUGAUCGCAAAUUGGAGGCUGCUGUCAAGGACAUCAAAAAGACAGCAUGUUCGUUAUCCAAGACCCUGAAGAGCAGUUCCCCUGUGUCAGAGAAGGAGCUCGAGUCGGCAGGGAGAGAGGAUGUCAAUGCCGUACUCUCUGUGGUGGAGGCCAUCGUCCGAGAGCAUUUGGAAAAGGGUGCAGACAGGAAUGGCACCAAAGACUCUCAGCACCUUGAAAUAGAUCCGCCCAUACAAGCGAGCGGCAGCGGCGAUGGCGUACCACCACAGACCAUUACCAACGAGAGCGCGCAGAUCCACCGGGCUAAGACCCUGCACCUGCACAGACAGAUAGGCUACAUGGAGCAGAGGCUGGGGCAGCUGGCCCCGUCCCACUACCCCGAGCAGAACGCCCACCGUCGGGCCCUAGAGCACAUCCACACCAUUAAAGAACUCCUACGAGACCAGAUGGCCAAGGUCCAGGACGGAAACCUGGACAAGUUGACCCAGAGGCCCGACCCCCUCCGCCCCGAGGUGGGGGAGGGGAAGGGGAAGAGGAGCUGCUGCGGCGGUGGCCGAGGAGGUGGUCUCCCGUGGUGGUUUGUGUUCCUGGGCUGGCUCCUGGUGCUGGCCACCAGCGUGGUGGCGGGCUUCUUCACCAUGCUGUACGGCCUGAAGUUCGGCAAGCAGCUGUCCAUCAGCUGGCUCAUCUCCAUGGCCGUGUCCUUCUUCGAGAGCCUCCUCGUCAUCCAGCCGCUCAAGGUGCUGGGGCUUGCCAUCUUCUUUGCACUCGUAUUUAAGAAGUUGGACGAGGAAGACCACAAAAACGUGCAGUUUCACAAACCAACCAAUUCAGAAGCCCAGCUCGGGCAGCCCGUCUGCAGGGACAGCCGGCUCUACCGGCCCCCUCCCCCGGUGGACAUGGAGCAGAUGAGGAGGAACCGAGUCAAGGAGCAGAAGGCUUUCGCUCUCAUCAAGGAGAUCCUCACCUACGUGGGCUUCAUGUGGAUGUUGCUGCUGGUGGUGUACAGUCAGAGAGACCCCAACGCGUUCUACCUCAGUAAGCACAUCCGCAGGAGCUUCAGCAAAGACACCUCUAGCAGCAUGAACUACAGCAAGGUCUUCUCCUGGGCCAGUGGAACCCUCCUCAACAACCUCUUCGGACGCCACUCUGGCUUCAUCACCGACGGCAACUCCAAGCUGGUGGGCUCCGCUCGGAUCCGGCAGGUGCGUGUCAGCCAGAGCGCCUGCCACGCGGCGCGGCCCAUGGACCGGCUGGUGAGGGACUGCCACGCUCCGUACUCCUGGGACGCGGAGGCCAUGGGCUCCUACCACCCCGGCUGGAGGGAGAGGGCGGCGGGGGACAACGUGACUGACGGCCAGGCCACUGCCUGGACAUACCAGAACCAGGAGCAACUCCGGAGCAACACUAUCUGGGGAAAAUCUGCCUUUUAUCGGGCAGGGGGCUUCGCGGCGGACCUUGGACCAGACCGAAUCAAUGCCAGCAGGGUUCUUGAGUACCUGUACAGCAACACCUGGAUGGACACGUACACAAGGGCGGUGUUCGUGGAGUUUACCGUGUACAACGCCAAUGUGAACCUCUUCUGCAUCGUCACUCUAAUCCUGGAGACCGCAGCGAUAGGGGUGUUUGAGUUCCGCAGUGAUCUGCAGAACCUCCGCCUGUACCAAUCCCCCGGGGGCCUUCAGUUCUUCAUCAUGACCAUUGAAGUCUUCUACUUCCUGUUCAUCUUCUACUACAUGUACCUACAGGGUAAGAGGAUGAAGGCGCAGAGAGGAGCGUACUUCCUGUGCAAGUGGAACCUGCUGGAGCUCUGUAUCAUCCUGCUGAGCUGGGCCGCCCUCUCCAUGUUCAUCUUCAGGACGCUGGUGGGGAACCGCGACAUGGACUACUACCACCACCACAAGCAGCUCUUCGCCAACUUCCGCGAGACAGCCACGGCGGACGCAGCCCUGGGCUACCUGAUAGCCUUCGUGGUGCUGCUGGCCACCAUCAAGCUGUGGCACCUGCUGCGUCUCAACCCCAAGCUGCACAUGAUCGCGGCCACGCUGCACCGCGCCUGGGGCGACAUCUCCGGCUUCCUGAUCGUCAUGACCAUCAUGAUCGUCGCCUACUCCGUCUGCGGCAACCUGUUGUUUGGCUGGCAGCUUUCCUCUUAUAUGACUCUGUGGGACAGCGUGUCAACCUUGAUCAGUUUGCAGCUGGGCAUCUUUAACUACAAAGAGGUGUUGGACCACAGUCCCUGUCUGGGCUCUCUGUUCAUCGGGACCUCUACCGUGUUCAUGACCUACAUGGUCCUGAACCUCUUCAUCUCAGUCAUCCUGAUGGCCUUCAGCUAUGAGAGAGAGCAUCACAAGCCAUCCGAGGAGGAGGAGAUUGUGGACCUGAUGGUGCUAAAGCUAUUCAGUCUGCUGGGUAUCAGAUCUUCAGGACCCCCCAGUGGGGCCUACACAGGACCACCCAGUGGGGCCACCACAGGACCACCCAGUGGGGCCAACAAAGCCCCCGACUCUCAACCCCACAAGUGACAAACACCGCCAAAGACCAGUGCCUCAGUUAGCUCAUCCAAGACAGAGAUAGAAAUGUAUUAAUUUAUAUUCAUAUAUUCAUUUUACUAAUAUUAAUGAGAAAUAAAGUGUGACAAAUUAUCCCAUAAAUCCUUCUAUGGAUUUUUUUCCUACUUUAGCCCAAAAAUAUUUGGUUGGACCUACGGGAAUACAAUGUUAUUUUAAUAGCGUUUUGCUUCACUUCUAGAUUAAACAGCAAUGAGGCAAUAUUUUGAAGUGACUGGUUUGUUCUAAAAAAUAUUAACAUAAUAGGUAGUGAACAAAAUAUAUAAUUUUUUGCAUGGCAUUUUUUUUUUUUUGAGUUAAGUACAUUAAACGCAGUGUUUCAACUAUA